This is a messenger RNA of Moneuplotes crassus, 321 nucleotides long. The record is from the annotation of a GenBank genome assembly. Lineage: Eukaryota; Ciliophora; Spirotrichea; Euplotida; Euplotidae.
AUGUUCCACGAUACUCUUUCCAUGACAGGUGAAAUUCACCCUUGCUUCACCUUCAAGCAGAGGCUAAUCAACUGAGUGGAGUCAGAGCCUAUUUACACUAGAAUGUGCAGGACCAAAAAGGAGGAUUAUAAUGAGUGCCACACUAAAGAAAAGUAUAAAGCUGCUCAAUAUUUCAUUGGUAAUGAGCUCCAUAAACAGAAAAUUUACUCCCUUCCAGUGUAUGAUGAAGCUACAGAUACCUUUAAGGAUGGACCACUUCCAAAAGACGCUGAUGGCUACUUCAACACGGAUAAGCAGGUGUAUUACUCAGACCCUCAAUAA